Messenger RNA from Nasonia vitripennis (jewel wasp), 4352 nucleotides. RefSeq names its product probable phospholipid-transporting ATPase IF. The record is from RefSeq and is a predicted model, not a curated record. Lineage: Eukaryota; Metazoa; Arthropoda; Insecta; Hymenoptera; Pteromalidae. Gene Ontology annotation, biological process: phospholipid translocation. The transcript is spliced from 17 exons. Gene Ontology annotation, cellular component: trans-Golgi network; endoplasmic reticulum; plasma membrane. The coding region runs from base 1515 to 4340 and encodes 941 amino acids. Gene Ontology annotation, molecular function: ATP binding; magnesium ion binding; ATPase-coupled intramembrane lipid carrier activity.
AUAAGCUUUAUCGUAACAGGCAUCGAAUAUUGAUGUUCCAAGCAUUUGUCACUUGCCACAAACAUAGUAGUACAUUCGCAAUUGAUCAGGUUUAUCAGUACGCCUGGAGAUAAAGCGGUUUCAACCUAAAACACCUUAAUCUACGCUAUCGUGCACAACGCUUCCCGCGGAUAAAGAUUGAAAAUCGAGCAAGUUGUCAAUAUCGCGUCAGGCUUCAGUUGGCCGCGAGUUUCCGUUAAGUGCACGCGCGCUUCUCUGAAUUCUUUUCGGGGCAUGGGAAAAGUCGCGGUGCAUCCAGGUGCUGGAUACGUUUUUGAGGAUUCGUGAGCCUCUCGAGGUAAAAUGGACGUGCUUUACAUUGUGUAAAAAUUGAAAACUGGUUUGCCACCGUUUGGUAGACGAUAUAUUGCUCGAGACAUUUUAGGGCAACGAUGAGUACAAACAAAAUACCAGAAUAGACAUUGUAUAAAUAACUAACUUUACUACGAAUCAUAUGAAUAUAUCGCAAGUCAAUAACAAGCUUUGUUUCUUAAUCCACUGCUAAGCGUAUUGUCAAGAGAAAUUUCAAUUCUCAUAAUUGUGCCAAAAUGAUGAUAAAAUCAAUGCCACGGUCUGCAUCUAUAUACAUUCUGACAGAAUCCCAGCAAACUCCUACCUUCUGCAACGAAACUCGAGGAAAAAUCCACUUCCGCGAUGUGCGUAACGCAACAAUCGAUUCAUUCAUUGACGAGGAGCGUUGAAUAGUUGCAAUUGUUAUUACACUGCUCGUAACUCCAUUAGAAUCCUUAACUCCGAUUGAUCGUAGCUGCGCUACUUAGCACUUCUCGGCUUAGUCGCGACUUGGCUCUUCAACGGAGUUGAACACGUUCUACGCUGCGCCGCUCGGCCGAAAGGUGAAAAGUUUCGCUCGCCUCGGGAUCCGACAAAGCCGCUAUUCUUGUAUUUUGGGUUAUGGAAGCUCCGCGUCAUCCGAGUACAGAGUCAUUGAGCUUGAGCCAAACAAUGAUUCAUCCAAUAGCCCAUUUCCUCGAAAUAGGAUAACGUCGAGCAAGUACACAGUUUGGAAUUUCGUCCCUAAAAAUCUGUUCGAACAAUUUCGGCGAGUCGGCAACUUUUACUUUCUGGUGACUGCAAUCGUUGCUGCCAGUAUAAAGUCACCAAUUUCUUCAUUAACGAGCUCCUUACCCUUACUAUUCGUCAUUCUGGUAACAGCAUGCAAACAGGGCUACGAAGAUCUAUUGCGGUACAGGUCCGAUCGGCGGGUGAACAAUCUACCUGUUACUGUUAUCCGUCGAAAAUGCUCUCAGGAAAUACGCUGUCAGCAAAUUGUAGUAGGCGAUCUUGUGCGAGUCAACCGAGACGACGACGUACCAUGUGAUCUCGUAAUCCUGCACAGCAGCGAGUCUUCGGGCAAAUGUUAUGUAACAACUUCGAACCUCGAUGGCGAGACGAACUUGAAGACACUGUUGGUCCCGAAAACGUUCGCCAAUCUGGAAAUCGAGCAGGUCAUCUCGAUGAAGGCAACUAUUACCUGCCAGCAACCGAUCGCCGGACUUUACACAUUCGAAGGUCGAGUACAAGCAAGUAUUCCUCGGGAAGAUAGCGUCGAAGAAGAAGUGCGACAAGGUCCACUUGGUAUUGAAAAUAUCGUGCUCAGGGGUGCUAGACUUAAAGAUACCGAUUGUGUGCUCGGAUGUGCUGUCUAUACCGGUAGGGAUACCAAGCUCUCGCUCAACUCGAAAUUGAGUAUCAACAAAUUCUCAAGUGUUGAGAAAUCUAUAAAUAAGUAUGUUUUGAUAUUCAUAGCUUUUUUAAUACUUGAAGUAUGUUUUACUACCGUGAUGAAGGUCAUAGUUGAAAGUUCAGCUCGUUGGGAUGUAUACCUAGGAAAACUCAAUAGCUCAAUAUAUGCAAACGUUCACAAUGAUAUACUUUCAUUCACUAUUCUUUUCAAUUACGUUGUGCCGAUUUCGCUUUACGUAACUAUAGAACUUCAAAAGUUUAUGGGAUCGUUCUUCUUCAGUUGGGAUUUAAGAAUGUACGACGAAUCAACUAAACAGCCAGCAAUAGCCAAUACGUCUGAUUUAAACGAAGAUCUCGGACAAGUGGAAUAUUUAUUUUCAGACAAGACUGGGACAUUAACGGAGAAUUUGAUGAUAUUCAGACGAUGUUUCAUAGAUGGUUACGCUUAUCUAGAAAAAGACUGUAACGGAAAUUUGUACCUUUUACCCCAGAACGGAACCGAGACAGAUGUUCAAAAAAUCGGAAUGUGGACGCCUGAAAUCUGGCACUUCAUGUUGAGCAUCUCAAUCUGCCACACUGUACACAUAGCUCCUGAUAGUCAGAAGGCUAAGGCUCAAAUGAAGAGAGUAGAGUUUCGAGAGAGCUUUCGUCUGAAAAAAAUAGUCCGAUUAAACAGUUCACUCAUGAUGCAUCCAGACUUACCAGAAUACCAGGCAGCAUCUGCAGAUGAAAAAGCUCUAGUUGAAGCAGCUGCUCGAUGUGGCGUUGUCUACCAAGGCGAUGGGAACAAAGACGAAAUCAAGAUCGACGCAAAAGGAACCGAGCUUAGGUUUUAUAGGCUAGAUACUUUAGAAUUCAAUUCUGAUAGAAAAAGAAUGUCUGUGAUAGUUAGAGAUACCGCAGGAGAUAUUUGGCUGUACUGUAAAGGAGCUGACACAGCCGUAUUUCCUCUAGUACAUCAGGGAAAGCUAGAAUCCGGCAAAAUAUCAGUUGAUGAUUUUUCUAUGAGAGGAUUGAGAACUCUUGUGAUAGGUUUUAAAAAGUUUACGGAAGAUGAAUAUCAACGUCAUAGUCGUGAAAUAAGCUCAGCGAGGCAGACGAUAGGCAUUGACAGAACAAGAGGAAUUGAUAGUGCGUAUUUGAAUGUCGAAAAUGGAUUGACGCUGCUUGGAGUUACUGCGGUAGAAGAUAGGUUGCAGGAGGGUGUACCAGAGACUAUGGAAAAGCUACGAAUAGCUGGAAUAAAGAUUUGGGUGCUGACAGGAGAUAAAGCAGAGACAGCUGAGAAUAUAGCCUUCUUCUGUGGGCACUUUAAAAAAGGCACGAAAGUUUUAAGGCUAAUGGCUAUGAAGUCAAUCCCAAUGUGCUACGGCGUUCUAACAAGCUUCGAGCGGAAGCUCAAAUUAGAUCCUUUUGUUCAAUAUGGAUUGCUGGUAGAUGGAAUAAGUGCCGGUAUUGCUUUGAAAAACUGCCCAAGUUUGCUUAGGAACGUUGGAAUGGCCUGUGAGGCUGUUGUUUGCUGCCGAAUGUCGCCUUUGCAAAAAAGCCAGAUAGUGCAUUUGGUGAAGCGCGCACGUGGCAGACCCUUAACAGCGGCAAUAGGCGACGGCGGUAACGACGUGUCCAUGAUUAAGGAGGCCCACGUAGGUCUGGGCAUUACAGGCAAGGAGGGCUGUCAGGCCGCGAUGAGCGCUGAUUUCGCCUUUGCUAAGUUCAUGCAUCUCGACAGAGCCUUACUCGUUCAUGGGCAUUGGUACUAUCUGAGGGUCGCAGUGCUAACGCAGUAUUUCUUCUACAAGAACCUGGUCUUCAUCACACCUCAGCUGUUUUUUAGUAUUUACAAUGGAUUUUCUGGACAGGCUUUGUACGACAGCAUAUUCCUAAUGUGCUUCAACAUUUUUUUUUCCUCGGUACCGAUCUUAGUUUACGGAAUCAUCGAGCAGAACUACCCUGACGAAAAGCUGCUUAAAUUUCCGCAAUUGUAUCAAUUGCAUAAGAAGAAUUAUUUAUUGUCACCCUCCCAAUUUUUAUUGUGGAUUUUUAUGGCAAUUUGGCAAACCUGUACAAUAUACUUCAUUUCACACUAUCAUUAUAUUUACAAUCCUAUUCUCUUUGACGGAACACCAGCGGAUCAUUGGUGCUUCAGUACCUGCAUAUUUCACCUAGUUACCUUAGUUAUUAACCUACAGUUGCUUGUUUUAAGUUCCUACUGGACGAUUCCAUUUGCGCUCAGCAUAAUAACCACAGAACUAUUCUUUUUUGCGUUUACAUUUUUCUACAGUUUCUGGAACUUACAAUACGACGGAAACAUGUACCGCGUAUUCCCAAGACUUAUGCUCUCUCCCACGUUUUGGAUUUUGACAGUGCUUGUAAUUACGAUUUGUCUGAUUCCAACUUACGCACUUGUUAUGUACCAAAAUAGCAGGCCUUCGAGAAUACGUGGACAAUUGGAAAGUAGAGAAGAUAGUAUAAGUGAAAUAAUUUACUCACCUGCUGAACGUAUUUCGAUUGCUAGUCCAGUAUUACCAAAUCGACGUUCAUCUACUGUUGUUCCUUGGAGAGGAAAUUUCUCUUGUUAUGACAAUAAAGCGUUUUAAAUCUUCGAGUAA